This is a messenger RNA of Labrus mixtus (cuckoo wrasse), 3861 nucleotides long. It is a transcript of the gene atl3, whose product is annotated as atlastin 3. The coding region runs from base 136 to 1671 and encodes 511 amino acids. Gene Ontology annotation, biological process: endoplasmic reticulum organization; protein homooligomerization. The record is from RefSeq and is a predicted model, not a curated record. NCBI's taxonomy places the organism in Eukaryota, Metazoa, Chordata, Actinopteri, Labriformes, Labridae. The transcript is spliced from 14 exons. Gene Ontology annotation, molecular function: GTP binding; GTPase activity.
UUUUUCGUGGUGGAAAAAAGUUAUCAUAAGUUGUUUUCAUGCCAGAGUGAAAAAGUCACGUUUGUUAGUCUGCUCGCAGGGGGGAUUGCUUUGAAGCCGCUCAAGUCGCCUUAAAGGGAACAGAACCUCGUCCGGAUGAUGAGUAAACCAGGCCCAGUUCAGAUUGUCACGGUGUGUAAGGAGGAGCACUCCUUUACUUUGGACCAGGAGGCUUUAGCUCGGGUUUUGUUGGCUCCUGAGGUCCGAGACAAACAUGUGGUGGUUCUGUCAGUGGCUGGAGCCUUCAGAAAGGGCAAGAGCUUCCUGCUUGACUUCAUGCUCCGUUACAUGUACAGGAAGGGCGAUGAGAACUGGCUUGGUCUGGAUGAUGAGCCACUGACGGGGUUUUCAUGGAGAGGCGGUUCAGAACCUGAGACGACAGGCAUCCAGCUGUGGAGCGAAGUCUUCCCUGUCCGAAAGAGCGAUGGGACAGAGGUGGCAGUGGUGUUGAUGGACACUCAGGGUGCCUUUGAUAAUCAGUCCACUGUGAAGGACUGUGCCACCAUCUUUGCCCUCAGCACCAUGACCAGCUCCAUACAGAUCUACAAUCUGUCCCAGAACGUACAGGAGGAUGAUCUGCAGCAGCUACAGCUGUUCACAGAGUACGGUCGUCUUGCCAUGGAUGAGAUUUUUCUGAAGCCCUUUCAGUCUCUGAUGUUCCUGAUCAGGGAUUGGAGUUUUCCAUACGAAUAUGCGUACGGGUUUAAAGGAGGCAAUGAGUUCCUGGACAAAAGAUUACAGGUUAAGGAGGCCCAACAUGAGGAGCUCCAAACAGUGAGAGAGCACAUCCACUCAUGCUUCACCAACAUUUCCUGCUUCUUGUUGCCUCACCCUGGGUUGAAUGUUGCCACCAGCCCCUCUUUUCAGGGACAACUCGGUGAUGUGGCCACGGAGUUCCGAGAUCAGCUGCAGAGCCUCAUCCCUAAACUGCUUCAUCCGGAUCGUCUGGCUGAGAAAGAAAUUAAUGGAAACAAAGUCACUUGUCGUGGCCUGCUCGAGUACUUCAAGGCUUACAUCAAGAUUUACCAGGGAGAGGACUUGCCACAGCCAAAGACGAUGCUCAUGGCUACAGCAGAGGCUAAUAACCUGGCAGCCGUGGCAGCAGCCAAAGAUCAGUAUUACAAGAACAUGGAGAAGGUGUGCGGGGGAGACUUGCCCUAUGUGUCUCCUGACUCUCUGGAAGAAAAGCAUGACUUUAACAUCCGAGAGGCUGUUCACACCUUCUCCUCCACCAAGAAGAUGGGGGGACAGGAGUUUUGUGACCGUUACCAAACACAGUUGGAGAAGGAGCUAGAGGAAAUGUGGCUUUCUUUCAGCAAGCACAACGAGUCCAAAAAUCUCUUUAGUGCUUUCCGGACACCUGCAGUGCUGUUUGUCCUGGUGUGCCUCCUCUACGUGCUGUCAGGUGUGUUGCUCUUUGUCGGCCUCUCAACCAUCGCCCUGGUGUGUGACUGCACCCUGGGUGUUGUCAUGAUGGCCAUGCUGACAUGGGCCUUCAUCCGUUACUCUGGUCGAUACCAUACUGUGGGAGGAGCCAUCGACCAGGCCGCAGGUGUUGUCCUGGAGCAGGCCACCGUGGUGUUGAACAAGUCGAGAGGAGCAAGCACCAUUGACCAGAAGAAAUCCAGUUAGAGGACCUAUGAACCUUCAUAAUCUUGAUGCAAUGCAACCAGCACACAACACAAGCACACACUCAGCACUAAAGCCUUAUCAUGCCUCCCAUUGAACAUCAACACAAGGUAAACAGUUGACUCACCAGCAUCUUUAUUAUGCAAGUCCAGGCUUACAUAAAGGUGACUGGAUUCACUGGAGUCAAAUCAUCUGAAUCCCUGGAAGUGAUUCUUCACGUCUUUAAUUGAUACUGCCAUCAUUUGACACGUUUACAAUUGGUCUUAAAGACAAGUCAAUGUUUACCUUUUAAACGUACACAACACUUAAAUCUUUCUUAUUUAGCUCAAUGCAUCUGGACUUUGCUUGAUAUUGUUCAGACGAGGGCAGUCAGGGUGCUUCUCAAAUAAAGCUUCUGCAGUUUAUCUUUAGAUAACUACCUUUUGAACUGCUGGCUUUAAAGCUAAAACAUUUAUACAUGUUUCUUUGUGGCUUUAUUUUUUUUUUACUUUGUGGCCUUAAAGACAUUCCAUUGUGUUUGAUUUUGCUUUAUAAAUAAUAUAAACUUGCAUAUCUAAAAGGGUGAACUUUCACUGCUUUGAGGGAGGAGAGGAUACGCACUUUCUAUAUUGCUCAGUAGGUUUUGGUAGCUGCAUUUCAUGAGGGUUCAGUUGAAUCUCAUUUGUUUCAGAUUCUUUGCAGUUUAUUCUUGAUGGAUUUUUGUUACACUUUUUACAUUUUGAUACUAAAUGCUACACUCUUCUAGAGAUAUUAUAAAGAAAAAUAUUUAAUGUGUAAAAUGUCCCAGGUCCAAAGAUGAAGCUUAGAGUACUUAGAGGUGUUGAGCACCCGUCAAAAUAAAACUAGUAACCAAUCAGCCAAAGAGUCAGCUUUGACCUACUACUAUUAGCACUUUAUACCUCAGAAUGGUUCAAACACAAAGGAUGUAGUGUUGACUAUAGGGGUUUAGUCCUUUUGAAAGUUACUACAAUGAAUCCAUACAGAAAACAUAGUUUAAACACAACGCAAAAAGAAGCAGCUUGGAUAAAAAUCACGAGAAAUAAGCAGAAGAAACGAUGGGAAAACGGGACUUUGAUUUUUGUAACUUAGGUUCUGAACAAAUGUAGCACUUCUGAUCAUUAAUCUGAAUGGAAGUGAAGAUUACUUGUGACCCUCUUGAAGUAAUUCCCUAAUGUAAUGUUCUAAGUGACCAUUUAUAGGCUGUGCAUCCAUAGAUACAUAUUCUCCAGAAAUGUUUACAUCUGAUCUCAAGUCAACUUAAAAAAAAAAGAAUGGCAAUGUCAAACUUCUUUUUGAUCUUUAUGACUAGUUUUUUUUUUUUUUGCUUUCUGGUGAUCUAUAGAUAGGUAUUGAUGGUUUUUGAUCCAGCUUGAAGUAGUUGCACGUUUGGUUCAGAGAUUUGCUUUAAAUUACUUGUAAUUGAUAUUUGCAAAAUGAAUAUGGAAAGGGGCUGAGUUGUGUUCUGAAUUCCUGUUAACUAACCUGCGGCCAUUUAACCUUUCAGGCGUGUAUUUUUCCCCAAAAACAGUCACGAAGGGAAAUUAAAAAGGCUCCACAGUGGAUUUAUUAGGUUUGUGGAGCCAAACAUGGAUUCUCAUACUAACUCAGAAUGAAUCAGGCAUUGGAUUAAGGUCUCUUUACAGGAUGAAAGGCAGGUUCUUUCUUUCAAACACAUUGGAUUGGAGGAGUGGAAUCGUGAGCAUUUACUUAGUAAAAUUGACUUUUUAAAUGCCAAAAGAUAGUGUGACCUGAGACUAAAAGUAGCAUCCCGUAGUUUGUAAUAAUUUUGUAAUGUGCACUUAAAAAUUCAAAAUAAUUGACACAAAUACAACUGCUAAAUGGAGCUUUAACCUUGCAGUGAUUCCAUGAUACUGUAGGUAAAAGUCAUAAGAAUAUGAACCAAACCAGAGGCAUGGGAAUAUUAAGGAUAAGACUCCCUUGAUUUCCAUGAUUUCUGAGCAUCACAUAACACAUUCCAUGUAUGUCUCUCUCCACAAGAGGAGGAGAUUUCAAGAUGUACAAGCAUUUUAUUUUGCACUUUCCCUCCUCUCUGGUGCUUUUUGCACACAGCUCAUUCCUAAAUAAUUGAAAUGCAUGCAAUAUUGUUAAAAAGGAACUCAUGUCUUGCAGGGCUAUGGUGGCCUUGAGUUGCGAAAUACUGAUUUUAUAAAGAAUAAACAGAGCUUGAAAAUG